CUCUGCGGAACCCCUCAACGUCAUCUCUCCUCAGAUAAUUCUUCCUCUACACAGCUUCCCACUCCUCAAUCCAUCCCAAUCCAUUAUACCAAAUUCAAAAUGACCACAAUACCAACCCGCCAAACCGCCGCCUGCAUCGACACUCCGGGCCCGGGCGCCCAACUUGUCCUCCGAGAUGACAUUCCGGUUCCUUCGCCCACAGCAGGAGAAGUCUUGAUACAGUUGGAGUUUACUGGUUUUUGCCACUCGGACCUCCACAACAUCAACGGCGAUCUACAUAUGACGACUAAUGUCCCGGGUCAUGAGGGGGUGGGGAGGGUUGUGAGAGUCGGUCCCGACGUGGAAGACAACAUGCUGGGGAGGAGAGUAGGCGUUAAAUGGCUCCAGAAAAGCUGCAUGAAGUGUCCGACAUGCAAAGUACAAUAUACGAAUUGUUUGAGACAGGAUAAUUCAGGUCGGAAUGUUCCGGGAACGUUUCAGCAAUAUUUCGUCUCGCCAGCGGACUUCGUCUCGUUGAUACCAGAGGAUUUGGACCCGGCGGGGGUUGCCCCGUUGCUUUGCGCCGGCCUAACGAUGUACGGGGCGCUGAGCAAGUUGGACAAGUUUUGCGAAAAGGGUGAUUGGGUGGUUAUUAUGGGUGCUGGGGGUGGGUUAGGACAUUUAGGCAUUCAAAUCGGUAAAGAGAUGGGAUAUAGGAUGAUUGGAGUAGAUAGCGCAGCCAAAAAAGACAUAUGUCUCAACUCCGGCGCAACCGCGUUCUUCGACUUCAAAGACGAGAAUUUAAUCACCCACAUCCAAAACACCACCGAGAACAUCGGCGCACACGCCGUCCUCGUCGUCGUCGGAUCCGAAACCGCCUACGAGCAAAGCGUCCAACUCCUCCGUCCUCUAGGCACACUUAUCUGCGUCGGGUUCCCCCGGCCGGGCUUCCACAUUCCCAUGACGCCUCAAUUCUGCGUGGACCGUGGGCUACGAGUCCUCGGCAGUGUGGUCGGGACGGAGACCGAAAUGCAGGCUUUAUUGCAGCUGGCGAGGGAGGGGAAGGUAUCGACCCACUACGAGGUAUUUGAUUUGGUGGACAUCAAUUUGGUGGCGGAGCGGAUGAGAGGUUAUGCGGUGGAGGGUCGGGCCGUGUUGCGGAUUCCGUCGGGGAUACUUUAGUGUGUGCGUUGAUUAGGGGGUGUUAUUGGUGGAUGGUGUAUAGUUAGUGGAUUUGGUUUAUAUUUCACAGGAUUUUGUACUUGGGAAUAGCUAUGGCUAGGCAACCACCACUGUCCUGCAGAAAGAC
Messenger RNA from Aspergillus sclerotioniger CBS 115572, 1288 nucleotides. RefSeq names its product zinc-dependent alcohol dehydrogenase. Gene Ontology annotation, molecular function: oxidoreductase activity; zinc ion binding. The coding region runs from base 100 to 1161 and encodes 353 amino acids. The transcript is spliced from 10 exons. Lineage: Eukaryota; Fungi; Ascomycota; Eurotiomycetes; Eurotiales; Aspergillaceae. The record is from RefSeq and is a predicted model, not a curated record.